Betta splendens (Siamese fighting fish) is the source of this 1813-nucleotide messenger RNA. Its product is annotated as lymphoid enhancer-binding factor 1-like. Gene Ontology annotation, molecular function: DNA-binding transcription factor activity, RNA polymerase II-specific; RNA polymerase II cis-regulatory region sequence-specific DNA binding. The transcript is spliced from 7 exons. Bases 1202 to 1813 code for a protein of 203 amino acids. The record is from RefSeq and is a predicted model, not a curated record. Gene Ontology annotation, cellular component: beta-catenin-TCF complex. NCBI's taxonomy places the organism in Eukaryota, Metazoa, Chordata, Actinopteri, Anabantiformes, Osphronemidae. Gene Ontology annotation, biological process: canonical Wnt signaling pathway; regulation of transcription by RNA polymerase II.
AGACUUCACGCUAAGAUCUUUCUAGGGACUCGGUGGAUGUAUUUCAAUGUAAUUUAGGUUGUAAAUAUCGCCAUGCUCCAGAUUAAUUGCAUUAAGCUUUUGUUUUGUUUGUUUACGUGUGCAUGUUUUGCAGGAAAGUCCUGUGGAGAUAAAGGUCAAGAAGGAUGGUUAACAAAAGACCCAAUCAAAUUAAAUAUCUGUUUUUUUUAUCUUACUUUUUCACAAGGCCAUUGAGGAAAAAAAAUAAAAGGCUAGAUUUAAACAUUUUCAACCAUACAUUUUCGAGGAUUGAGAUAAUUCUGUCUCUCCUAGUGUCUAUCUGGUUUGGAGGUAACCAGCCCAAUUUAACAAUAACAGGAACUAAUGCAAGAAAGAUGGUUUGUUUUGAUAUUAUGGGCCUUUAAAACGUAAAGUAAAACAUUUCAAAUUCAGAUUUUUAUAGGUUUGAUGAAAAAAUAAUUUUCUACAUUAUAAUGCCCAGAUGUGUAGAAAUGCUCCAAGUAACAUUGACCCCUACUCAUUGUUAUUUCUUGUGACUUAGUCUAAAGCUUUGUUAAAAAAUCUUUCUGACAGCGGUGCUGAGAGAUCCACAGGCACAUUCACCCCUGACACCAGCACAAAACCUGAAGAGAGAGAACGAGGGAGAGGAUGGAGUCAGAGCAGAAGAGUAGGAUGGAGAGAGGACGAUGAAAAUCAAGAACUACGGAGGCAAAACAAACAUGAAUACAGUGUUGGUUAUUUAAAUCAAAUGAGAUAUAAAAUACAUGAACGUAUGUUUGAAUGUACUUAAAAUACACACAUUACACAUUCACGGGCAAAAAGUAACAAGAAAGUGUAUGUGUUAAACCUAUUCUCAAUAUCUAUUAUACUAAAGCAAAAGAGGCAGAAAAUGUAAAUGUUAAAAUGUUUAAAGUACUUGAGUAAAUGUACAAAUUACAUCAGUAACUCGUAAAAUUAAAUAAAUGUUAUCAAUUAUGUGACAGUGGCAGUGAGAAACCUUCAGGCACAACAUGGCAGUGCUGGUUAGGAAAUCACAGUGCUGGUGACGGGGGUGGGGAAUCGGGUGAUAAAUCCAUCCAACAGUCUGAUGAUCUGGUUGUCAGCACUUCAGUCCUCUCCUCUUGUCCUGAACCCAUUCUUAUUACAUCGUUAGUUAGAGGGACAAGCCGACCUAAAACAGAGGCUCUGUUUCUGUGAUAACAUGGAGCGACUGUCCUGUAGAGGGGUGAUGGGACUGAGUGAUCUACACCACAGAUGUGGUAAACUUCAGGCGUCUGACUGGUGCCUCCUGUCACAGAAGCAGGACUUGAACGUGACCAUCGGAGGGCAAACGAACGCCCCACAGGACGAGGCCAGUGCUGCGCUGUCCGUCCAUCCUCUUGUCCCUCUCCUCCUCUACAGUGACAGACAUGUGCCUCCAUCCUCCCCAUAUAUUCAGUCAAUUACAUCGUAUGCACCACAGCCUGACAUGCACUUUAAGACCUACCCCUGUCACCAUGGCAACAGGAUCACCUGCAGAACGUCUGUGCAGGUGAAGAAGCCUCUGAAUGCCUUUAUGCUUUACAUGAAGGAGAUGAGACACAAAGUGCUGCAGGAGGGACGAGAGCGGGAGAGCGCCGCCAUCAACCGAGUUCUGGGACGCAGAUGGCACGCUCUGUCUCACUGUGAACAGUCCAAGUACUACGAUCUGGCCCAGAAGGAAAGACGGCUCCACAUGCAGCUUUAUCCUGGUUGGUCUGCUAGAGACAACUAUGGUAAAAGAAAGAAAAGGCGAAGCCAAAAGCCAAAAGGAAAAUAUGUCAGGUUAGCGUAG